Molecule: messenger RNA, 832 nt
Organism: Salvia miltiorrhiza (redroot sage)
Lineage: Eukaryota; Viridiplantae; Streptophyta; Magnoliopsida; Lamiales; Lamiaceae
Exons: 2
Coding region: 67-672 (201 amino acids)
Source: RefSeq, a predicted model, not a curated record
UGUACGUGUAGGGUUUGGGACAUAACAGGUUUGCCUUGUGUGCAUGCUAUAUCUGCCAUUCAUUUCAUGAAAGAGGACCCUGUUGAUUAUGUGCACGAGUGUUACACCGUGGAGGCCUACUUGAAAGCUUACACCUAUGGGUUAGAACCCAUUAACGGGGAGAAGAUGUGGCCCAAGGGAGUAGGCUAUCCAGUCAAGCCUCCCCUGGUUCGAACAAUGCCCGGGAGGCCAAAAAAGAAACGAAAGAGAGGCCAAGAUGAACCUGACCCCAAAAAUCCUACAAGAUUAAGAAAGAUUGGGGGGGUAAGAAUGACUUGUCAAAGGUGCUUGCAACCCGGCCACAACACCAGAGGAUGUAAGAACGAAGAGGUGAAAAAGGUUGAAAAGGAAAAGGGAAAGAGGGGGAGGCCAAGGAAGCACCCUAUAGCAGCACCUACACCUCAAGAUUCUGACGAUGCAAGAAGAACAGUUGCAAGGGAGAGAGCUCAAGCAAGAAGGGGGAUUGGUGUUAUGUACUGUGAAGGGACAGGAAACAUGUAUUUGUCGACUGGUACUACAACUACAUUCAUCCAACCAAGGCAAAGGGGGAGACCGAGGGCAAAUUCUGCAGCUGGAAGUAGUGGAGCAACGGGUGAAGGAGAUCAAGGAACACAAGAAAGUGUUGUCGAGUAGAUUGGACAACUGAUUUCAGUUUUUGUGAAUUAUGUAUGACAUUUGAUGCAUAUCAGUUUUUGUAACCACCUUUUGAGACAUAUACUAUCGCUAGGUUGGGGAUUAUGUAAGACAUGAAACUCUUUGAUGACAAUUGAUGUGUUUGGUUUUGUUAAGGUAA